GGAUGACGUGUAUGUCUGGGUCCUUCGGACUUCCGGGUGUGUGUAAACAGAUCGCAACUGGAGUCGCCUCGCCCAAAAGAUGUCUAAAGUAACGUUUAAAAUCACCCUGACGUCGGACCCCCGGCUGCCAUACAAAGUAUUAAGUGUCCCUGACAGCACACCAUUCACAGCAGUUUUGAAGUUUGCAGCCGAGGAGUUCAAAGUGCCAUCGGCUACCAGUGCAAUCAUAACAAAUGAUGGAAUAGGAAUCAACCCUGCCCAGACAGCGGGCAACGUGUUUCUCAAACACGGCUCAGAGCUCCGCAUCAUUCCCAGAGACAGAGUGGGAGGACAAGGAGACUGAUACAGCUUUUCCUCGUUGGGCGGCAAAAUGACUCACCCGGCAGAAUCAUAUAACACUUGAGACCCAGGAAACACCUCAGCUUGUGUCGUAUUUAUUUUCUGGCCCGCAACUGACAGUGACUCACAUGAGAAUAUACAGUAUACAUAUUUAAAGUUGAUGAUGACAUGCACACACUUGCAUGCUUCCUACUUCUUCAUUCUCGACCAAGUUCAUUUUCUCUGUAAGUGUUGUAGCAUCAAAAGGUUAACAUUGACAUCAAGAGUUUCCAGAGAUUCUUGGUCAUUUAUACACAGGCACAGCAGCUGCAUCAUGGGAAUAUUAGUGCUAUGAUUUGACAACUGAGUCAACAUUACUAGCUUUUCUAUCUUUCUAAAUGACAAUAAAUCAUCCAUAUGACUAACAGCAACUUACUGGCAAUGUUUGCUUUUGUCUUAACCAACAUGGUAAUGUGGUAAUAUAAGAAGUGAGCCCUUUUUUUUUAAAAGAAUAUGUACAACUUGCUCUGAAGUACUCUUGUCGUUAGAUUAGAUGGCUGUUGAUAUGCUUGUAAUUAUAUGUUUACUUUUUUAAUGUCAGGCUGUUAUCAGAUAAUAACUCCCUAAACACUUGAUAAAUAAAAAUGCUACAUGGA
Messenger RNA from Trematomus bernacchii (emerald rockcod), 974 nucleotides. It is a transcript of the gene ufm1, whose product is annotated as ubiquitin-fold modifier 1. The coding region runs from base 80 to 343 and encodes 87 amino acids. Gene Ontology annotation, cellular component: cytoplasm; nucleus. The transcript has 6 exons. Gene Ontology annotation, biological process: protein K69-linked ufmylation. NCBI's taxonomy places the organism in Eukaryota, Metazoa, Chordata, Actinopteri, Perciformes, Nototheniidae. The record is from RefSeq and is a predicted model, not a curated record.